Molecule: messenger RNA, 1605 nt
Organism: Geodia barretti
Lineage: Eukaryota; Metazoa; Porifera; Demospongiae; Tetractinellida; Geodiidae
Source: the annotation of a GenBank genome assembly
ACACCAGGACUGUGGAGAUGUGAUAUACCUGAUUCCAGUGGAGAGAUGCAGAGCCUCUACAUCUACAUCAGCAAUAAAAGAUCAUAUGGACAACUAAACAGUUUGGUAUCUAUGAACUUCACUCUACACACUGAGCUCAGAGCAAGUCUUCCUGAAUUCACUAUCUCCUGCCGUACUCAUGGAGGACCUGCCACAACUGUCCAGUGGACAGUAAAUGGAGUCCCAGUACAGGAAGACAGAUAUCAUGAGACCAGUCAGCUCAUACUGGACACAUCUCUCAACUCUGUCUAUGACAACAGAUUGAGAGUGAGAGGAAGAAGAAAUGGGACCUACAACUGUACCAUUAGAAACAAUAUUAGAGACUAUCAUCCUGAGGCAUCCAUUACUGAAGUCAAUGGCACAAAGAGAAUUGCAGUGGCAGGAGAGCCCACCGGUGUUACUGCAGUCAUCUCUGGGUCCAACAGUACACAUGUCAAUAUCACUGUGUCUUGGGAGUCACCAGGUGAUCCUGUCACUGGCUAUGUCAUCUACUACCAGCCCAAGGGAGGACCAGUCAUCAGUGACAGGGUGUCUGGAGGAGAGACAGACACACACUCACUGGAUGGUCUUCAGAGAGGAGUCACCUACUACAUCUCCAUAGUGGCUCUGUCACCUCACCUACCCAGUCCUCUGGUUGGACCUAUCACUGUCAUUCAAGCCACCUGCUCACAUAACCACACUAUUAGUUGCAGCAAUGGUUUCCAGUCCUGUCACUAUUUCUGUUACUAACACUGCUACAAGUUCUACAACUACUAGUCUCAUUAGACCCUUCACCACCAGCAGAGCUAGUAUGGUGCCUACAUCUUCUGUCACUGCACUUAAAGCCACUGUGGCUGGCCGAAAGACAACUACAUCCAUCACCGAGUCUAGCACUAAUUCUCAAGUCCCUAUUACCCCAACUACAACUGCUACACUACUACUGUUACUGUCACUACAACGGUAGUUACUGGCACCACUAUCACUACUGCCCCAACAAUCACCCCGACCAGUGAUAUGGUCAUUGCCUCUCCAGUCAGUCAAAUGUGCACAUUUGCAAAAGGUGAGAUGAUCAAAAGAAACUCAAUGUCUAUAUAUCAGGCUUUUGUACCUCAGAUAUGGAGCCAUGUACUAAAACAGUCACUCUCACAACCAAUAUGGUCACUUGUACUCCUGUCAGUGAAACAUGCUCCUGUACUAAAGAUGUUGACAAGGAGCCAUGUACUGAGAGCACUGCAGUAAUAGCUGGAAGUGUGGGUGGAGGAAUAAUACUCUGCCAGAUCCUUGUCUGUCUCCCCAUUGCCAUAUUUGGCAUCUGCAAUAGAUCAGCAUACAGUAAGAAGGUGGAGACCCACAGUAACACAGCCUAUGGAGUGGUACCAGCAAGAAGAAGGGAGGAACCAGAAUAUGAAGUGAUUAAUCAGCCUCUGAAGCAAACUGCUGCUAAACUACCUCUGUCUCGAAAUGUUGCCACUGCAUCCACUGCGAUGUAACUGAAUACACUAAAAAGCUAACUAAUUUUUAGUUUUAGCUUAGCGAUUUUGGCAGUGCGUAGUAUAGAGCCACUGGCCUGAACAUUAGUUGCUGUGU